AUAUCAAGACUCGAGUUGUUAUGCAUAUGAAUGACAGAAUGAGUAGCACGGUGUGGUUGACUAGUUGUCAUGAUCAAGUACAAAAGGAAGAAGAAAACUGAGCGGAGUGUAACACGUUAUUCUUGAAUUAUUAGUUAUUCAAUUCAUGGUUUCAGGAUGGUGUUGUUUAUGCAUAUUGGUUCUUUAAAUAGUAUGUAGUUUUUCUUUUGAAUGCAUUGGUUGUUUCUUGUCUCGAUAUGCAUUUCUGUAUCUCAGCAUUUUACUUGUUAAUGCAGAUUCUUCGAUAAGAGCCAGAAAAGGGAAUAUGCAGAAAAAAAACAUGGAUGGCUUUUUAGGAUCGGGAUAUGUUCUCCGCUAUAUAGAUAUCUCGUUCAAUACUCAUCUUUCGGUAGAGGAUAUACUUCAUUUACCGGGUACAAAUCCCAAAACGGUCUCAACAACAAUUUUCAGAAGAUGCCUUCAGCUACUUGGUUAAGUAAAUUUAGAUCAAAUCUGCUGAGUUCAUUGUACAAGGGAAGAUAUUUUACUCCUCUUAGAGGAUAUGCUUCAUUAAUUCGGUACAGAAUACAACACGGUUUCUGUAACAAUUAUCACAGGAUACUGUUGGCCAGUUCUUUGUACAAAGCAAGAACUUUUCGAAUCGCCCAUGCAGCUAAUUUGGCUUUAUGUAGCGGUACAUUUGCCUUGCUAUGUCGAAAGUAUUACCUUGCAGGGGCAGAAGGCUUGCCCCUGACCAGGAAUAAUGCAUCUUCUUUGCGUGCACAAAAUGGUAACAGAUUGUUAUUUACUCGAUUAAUCCUGAAGGUAUUCUUUUUUUCAACAAUCCUGAAGGUAUUCGAAUGCACUAAACUUAUGGCAAGAGCUUUUCAUUUGGUGAUCCUGUUUUCUCCGUGCAUCGCAAUGGCUCAAUUUGCGGAUGUUUUGGGACCUCAGUUCAGGAAAAUGUGGAUUCGUGUUGUUCGCUGGACGCUUGAAAGCGCUGGACCAGUGUUUAUAAAAUGGGGCCAAUGGGCAGCUUCACGUCCAGAUUCAUUCCCGCAAGACUUGCGUGCUGAGCUCAAGCUUCACUCAAAAGCUCCUGAACAUAACUCUGCCUAUUCGGUAAAAGCUAUUGAAGGAGCUUUCAACUGCAAGCUUACUGAGAUGUACGACGGGUUCAAUGAGACCCCUGUUGGAUCCGGAAGUAUAGCUCAAGUGCACACUGCUUUCAAUAAGCAUAAACACCCUUCAUUUGGUCGAAAGAUCAAGCCCACGAAAGUGGCGAUGAAGGUUAGACAUCCACGAGUUGUCGAAUCAAUUGAAAGAGACUUUAAGAUUAUGUAUAUAGUUGCAAAAAUAUCCAGGUUCGUACCAUCAUUGGAGUGGCUUAGGUUGGAUGAAAGCGUCCAGUAAUUUUCUGUCUUUAUGAUGUCUCAAGUUGACCUCGAGAGAGAAGCGGAUAAUCUGAGCCGUUUUAAUUAUAAUUUUCGGAGAAGGAAACAUGUCUCUUUCCCUAAGCGUGUUAAUGUACGUCCUGAUGUGCUGGUGGAAACUUUUGAGGAAGGGAAAAGUCUCACGAACUAUGUCGAUGGAUUCAAGGGUCGUGAUCAACGACUUAAGAGUGCUCUUGCUCAUACCUUGGGCAAAGCACAUCUCAAGAUGCUUGUUGUUGACAAUUUUUUCCAUGCGGAUCUGCAUCCAGGAAAUAUUCUUGUGGUUGUACCGCAGCAAAAAUCCUCUUGGAAACGUAUAUUCAAGUCAAAAAAGCCCCACGUGGUUUUCCUUGAUUUAGGCAUGGCUGCUGAACUUUCUCAGAACGAAAACAGAAAUUUGGUUGAGUUCCUUAUUGCUGUUGCUCGCCGAGAUGGUAGCACUGCAGCUAAGUGCACUUUAAAUUUUUCAAAGAUGCAGAACUGCCCUAACCCAGAUGCCUUCAUUAAGGAAGUGAAAGAGUUUUUUGAUUUUUGGGGGACUCCAGAAGGUGAUUUAGUCCCUCCUGUGGAUUGUGUGAUGCAACUACUUGAACAAGUUAGGCGUCAAGUGAACAUUGACAGCAAUGUGUGCACUGCCAUUUUGACAACUUUAAAUCUCGAGGGUUUGCUACGGAAACUUGAUCCUAAAUAUGAUAUGAUGCAUACUCUCAAAACGUUGCUUCUGAAACAGAAUCUGUCCGACACAAUUGUAAAGCAGUUAUAGAGGUUUAAAAACAUAAAAAAUUAGUUCGGAAGAGAACUCGCUAUAUCAUAGUGAAUGCUCUAAAAAGGGUUUGCUACGAAACUUGAUCCUACAUAUGAUAUGAUGCAUACUCUCAAAAUGUUGCUUGUGAAAGCUAAUUGGGUGGAGGAGCUUGCCCACAGAAUGUCAUUACUUUGUCGAAGACAACAUCAUACAUGGUAAAUUCCUAGGUUAACGACCUGCAAAUACUUUCGUUCUGUCUUGCUGUUCUGUCUUCAUGACUUUCCUUUGAGUAGAGAGAAGGCUGAAUUGAUCUGGUCAAUAUUUGGUACCCUGAUUGAGUGGAUAAAUUGAAGUAGCUGAUCGCAAGUGGUUCGCGUAGUGGGACCAAGAGCAUAUAUAUCUGCAGGCAAGCAAGAUUCAAACUACUCAGCAGAAUUAUAGAGGAACUGAAAUAUGGUGAAGUACUUCAGAUAUAUGAGGUGAACUAGCUCUCUUUAAAGUUGAGUGUGGCUGAUUGCUUGAACAAGUCUAAGAGUUGAGAUAUUCCUUCGUGCUGAGCACAACUUGAUGAAACAGAGUAAACUGUCCAGAUUGAUUUUUAGAAUUCAGAGGAGAAACACCCAAAAUGUUUCAUUAUUCUUCGGUAGAAAUAAUGGACAGAAGGCUGUGGGAGGCUGCUCAAAAAGCCUAUGUGCAUCACUUGUAAAGCUUGAUCAAAGAAGUCCCUUUUUUUCUCAGCGCAGUUUCAUUAGCAGGCGAUGAAACUCCUCUGCAUACUGCUCAA
Capsicum annuum is the source of this 2941-nucleotide messenger RNA. RefSeq lists its product as uncharacterized. The record is from RefSeq and is a predicted model, not a curated record. NCBI's taxonomy places the organism in Eukaryota, Viridiplantae, Streptophyta, Magnoliopsida, Solanales, Solanaceae.